Penicillium brevicompactum is the source of this 984-nucleotide messenger RNA. RefSeq lists its product as uncharacterized. The transcript has 2 exons. The record is from RefSeq and is a predicted model, not a curated record. Lineage: Eukaryota; Fungi; Ascomycota; Eurotiomycetes; Eurotiales; Aspergillaceae. Bases 1 to 984 code for a protein of 327 amino acids.
AUGUCUUUCAACGACGUUCCCGUUUUCGAACCCGACCUGUUUGAAGAGGAUGACAAUGCGAAGGAACUUGCGUGCAAAAACAUUAUCAAGAAGUUGAUAACCCAACAAAUCACUCCUUUUCAAGCUGCGGAGGCUGUUGAUGAAUGGGUGGUUCGCGACUCAACUACCAAAUACGACAAGUUUCGACAGCGCGAUCCUCCCUUCACAUUAAAUCCUGGGGAAAAUGCGUUCGACGAUGGACCUAAUACCUGCGGACUUGUGGACAUGGUGAUCAGAAUUGUUGCCCAUAUUUGCUCUGCAUAUCCUCCCGGCCAUAUUGUUCAGGACUCAUUGAUUGAGUUCUUUCAGGCCCUCAAGGCCAUGCCUCGCCACGACGCUCCAGAUGUCACAUACAAACAUGACCUCACCGAGGAUUGUGGCAGCGACGAAUGUGGCAGCGACAAGUGUGGCACCGACGAGCUGACAUUCGAGGGAAAGGUUACACUCUGGGCAUUUGGCACCAAGUCGUUUGCCUGGCGCAUCUGGGAUUUCUUUAGAGAAGCUGAGGAUAUCGCGUACCCGUUUUCCGACGUGGAGGUAUUCGGCAGCGAAAAACAACUCCGCUGGAGGAACCUGCAAAGCUUCAUAUCUCGCCUCACUGCGCUCGAGUUGCUCGACUGCAGUUCUGCAUGUGCCCUGCCCUAUCUACUACCCAACCACGUUUCGUACCCGAAUCUUGAGGUACACAAAAUGGGCGGACCGAGACGCAUUACGGGGGAUCUCAUCGCUGCAGCUCACUGGCUCGAAACUGAUAAGAUUCGAAAGUUCGUGUUUCGCCAAUGCAAGAACAAUGUCAGUAGCGACGGGUGCCGUACCUACUGGAACAUGAACACAUGGAAUCAAUUGAAAUCACAAAUGUCGUUCAUAUCCUCGAGCGACCGGUUUGAGCAGCAAAUUCGUGUCCUGGCACAGUCACUCAGGGAGAAAAUGGAAUCGGAGGAAUGA